Molecule: messenger RNA, 1540 nt
Organism: Entelurus aequoreus (snake pipefish)
Lineage: Eukaryota; Metazoa; Chordata; Actinopteri; Syngnathiformes; Syngnathidae
Product: charged multivesicular body protein 4b-like
Exons: 5
Coding region: 157-819 (220 amino acids)
Biological process (GO): late endosome to vacuole transport via multivesicular body sorting pathway; vesicle budding from membrane
Cellular component (GO): multivesicular body; cytoplasmic side of plasma membrane; ESCRT III complex
Source: RefSeq, a predicted model, not a curated record
GACGUCAUUGGGCCUUAUCCCGGAAGUGGCGAAACAUCAACAAGCGAGAGGCAGGGCGACGCUGGAGUCCAAGCAAAAGUCCCACCGACUCCAUUGUCAUCUUCUUCUUUUUUAUUUAUUUUGAAAUUCUUAUUAUUUUCAAGUGGUUGGCGCGCAAUGGCGUUGUUCGGCAAGCUGUUUGGCGGCAGCAAAGGCGGCAAAGGGCCGAGCCCGCAGGAGGCCAUCCAGAAGCUCCGCGAGACGGAGGAGAUGCUGAGCAAGAAGCAGGAGUUUCUGGAGAAGAAGAUCGAGCAGGAGUUACAAGUCGCCAAGAAGAACGGCGUGAAGAACAAAAGAGCGGCUCUGCAGGCUUUGAAGCGAAAGAAGCGCUACGAGAAGCAGCUGGAGCAGAUCGACGGCACUUUGUCCACCAUCGAGUUCCAGAGGGAGGCCCUGGAGAAUGCCAACACCAACACAGAAGUGCUAAAGAACAUGGGCUAUGCUGCCAAGGCCAUGAAGUCUGCACACUCUAACAUGGACAUAGACAAGGUGGACGACUUGAUGCAGGACAUAAACGAGCAGCAGGAGUUGGCCCAGGAGAUCUCGGACGCCAUCUCCAAACCUGUGUGCUUCGGGGAGGAAUACGACGAGGAUGAACUUCUUGCUGAGCUGGAUGAGCUGGAACAAGAAGAGCUGGAUAAAAACCUGCUGGACAUCGGGCCAGAGAACGUGCCCCUACCCAACGUGCCUUCAACCUCCUUACCUUCCAGACCUGCAGCAAAGAAAGUGGAGGAUGAAGAUGACAUGGAUGACUUGCAGCGCUGGGCAGAAGCCAUGUGAUCACUUCAAUAUAUCAUCUGUACUCACCUGUAUCGCCAGCUGGACACCCCAUGGACUCAUACUGUGUGUGUGCGUGCGUGCGUGCGUGUGUGUGCGUAGGACUGAAUUGGACACUCCAAAAGAAAAUAUGUUUAUUGUCAGAAUGAAGAAACUGUUGAACAUGACACUAAUUUGUAUGCCCUGAUAUCUUCUUGUUAGCUUUACCAUCUUUCACUACACUGUGUGAAAUUGCUGACUUUUAUUUUUUAUUUUAUCUUUCAUUUCAAGUUAUCUUUCAUUUCAAGUUAUCUUUCAUUUCAAGUUAUCUUUUAUUUCAAGUUAUCUUUUAUUUCAAGUUAUUUCAUUUCAAGUUAUUUCAUUUCAAGAGUGUUUGCCACAAUGAGUGUUUGCUCCUCCAUCCUCUGGUCACACAUAAUGUAAAUAACACACUUUUUCUACACACUCCGCUCCAGGAAUCCUCCUUUCAUGACGUCUUAUAUUUCACUUGAAGCCCCUCCUGUCCAACUGUAUUCAAAAGGAGACGUCAAUCAUCUCUUUGUAAGGUUUAGUGUUGCUUCCGUUCUAUUUCAUACUUCAAAUCCCCAAUGUAUAUUUUUCAUUGACAAAAAAGUCCCACAGGUGAAUUACAGACAGGCAAGCAUGUUUGCUGUUCUACGGAAUGUUUUAUUUAUCCAGAAAUGAAUAUUAUUUGAAAAAAAUAAUUAAAAGAAGUCAAUUCUUG